CCCCAGCAGGCAGAGCUGGCUGGCGUCUGCCGGCCGGGCAGGCGCUGGCGCCCAGCUCAGGGGCUGCGGUGGCAGGUGGGAGCCGCUGGCCGGGAAGGGACGGGCAGGAGGCAGUUUCUGGCCCCGGCCCGGCUCCGCGAUCGCCCACUCGGGCGCCUGGGCUCGGUGGGCCCGGCAGGGAAGGGCUGCCACCGCUGUGCAUUCGCGAGGCCUGGCGUGGCUGCGGGACCCAAGAGUGGCGUAAGGGCCCACCCUCCGCCGACCCUGAGACCGCCCGAGCGGGUCGCCGGCCUGCCGCCUGUGAGGCGGCGGCGCGCCUUUCCUUCCUUCCCUCCCGGGUUCGGCCCGAGCUCUGCUUGUGACCCCUCCGUCAACCUCCAGACUCCCAGGUAGGGAGGAGCCCCGAACACUCGGCCGGUGUGGAAAAAGCAUCUGGGCAUGGAUUCCCUUCCCUGCCUUGGUGUGCAUCUGCUCAAACUCUUCUGACCCCUGAAGCAGAAAUGGUGUGGAAUCUGGGCUAAACCCUUAUUGCAGGGACUCUAAGCCACCAACCCUACUGAAAAGAUGGGCAUGAGGUAGAUGGCCCUCAGCCUUUCCCUGCUGACUGUUUCACACUACCCCAGUGGCUUCAGUCCUGGUGCUUCAUCUUUUUCCCUCCACUUUGCCUCUCCUACUCCACUCUGGUUUUCCUGCCUCCCUCUUCAGUCAUAAGACACAAGGCUGGGCCAAGGCCUCCAGGGGAGAGCUCUGCCAUCAAGGAAGACAGCACAGGACAAGGACCCACCCAUGGACCCUUCCCUGGACAGCCCAACAGCACUAGUGGGGGUGCUCUCCUAAGUCGCACAAAGCCUGGGCACACCAUCCAUCCUUCGGGAAGAGUCAUGGUGUUAAGGAGGGGCAGGGGCUGUUCCCAGCAGUGGCCUGGCCUGGGAAGGGGGGAUGCUUGCACAGGCCCCCUAGGCAUGCUCGGAGCUGCCCUGCUGCUCAUCAGCCUGCCAUGGGGGGCCCAAGGGACAGCCAGUGCUAACCUCAGCACAGCUCUGGGCCACACUGUGCCACUGACAGGAGGCUGCUACUUGAGCAUUGGGGAUGGUUCUGUGAUGGAGUUUGAGUUUCCUGAGGAGAGUGAGGGCAUCAUCGUGAUCUCGAGCCAGUACCCGGGCCAGGCCAAUGGGACAGGGCCCGGCCCCACACUGAGGGUCACAUCCCUGGACACAGAGGUGCUGACCAUCAAGAAUGUGAGUGCCAUAAGCUGGGGCGGAGGGGGUGGCUUUGUGGUUAGCAUCCACUCAGGUCUGGCUGGGCUGGCCCCACUCCACAUCCAGCUCAUGGACCCCCAUGAGGCCCCGCCCAUGCUGAUCGAGGAGCGGAGAGAUUUCUGCAUCAAGGUGUCACCUGCUGAAGACACUCCUGCCACCCUCAGCACCAACCUGGCCCACUUCUCGGAGAACCCAAUACUAUACCUGCUCCUGCCUCUUAUGUUUGUUAACAAGUGUUCAUUUGGGUGCAAAGUGGAACUUGAGGUUCUGAAGGGGCUUGUGCAGAGCCCCCAGCCCAUGCUGCUGGGCCUCCUUGGCCAGUUUCUGGUCAUGCCCUUCUAUGCUUUCCUGAUGGCCAAGGUCUUCAUGCUGCCCAAGGCCUUGGCUCUGGGCCUCAUCAUCACCUGCUCGUCACCUGGUGGCGGGGGGAGCUACCUCUUCAGCCUCCUUCUUGGAGGGGAUGUCACCCUGGCCAUCUCCAUGACUUUCAUCUCAACAGUGGCUGCCACCGGUUUCCUGCCACUGUCCUCGGCCAUCUACAGCCGCCUGCUCAGCAUCCAUGAAACACUCCAUGUGCCCAUCUCCAAGAUCCUGGGGACUCUGCUGUUCAUCGCCAUCCCCAUAGCAGCGGGUGUUGUGAUCAAGUCCAAGCUCCCCAAGUUCUCCCAGCUGCUGUUGCAGGUCAUCAAGCCCUUCAGCUUUGUGCUCGUCCUGGGUGGCCUCUUCCUGGCCUACCGCAUGGGGGUCUUCAUCUUGGCAGGCGUCAGGCUACCCAUCGUACUGGUGGGCCUCACAGUGCCCUUAGUUGGCCUUUUGGUGGGCCACUGCCUGGCUACGUGCCUGAAACUGCCAGUGGCUCAGCGGAGGACAGUAAGCAUCGAGGUAGGGGUGCAAAACAGUCUGCUGGCCUUGGCCAUGCUGCAGCUGUCCCUCCGCCGCCUUCAAGCUGACUAUGCCUCCCAGGCCCCCUUCAUUGUGGCACUGAGUGGCACCUCGGAGAUGCUGGCCUUGGUCAUUGGCCACUUCAUCUAUAGUAGCCUGUUCCCAGUUCCUUGAGGCCUCUGGGUCAAGCUUUCAUCAUCCCCCAGCCCUCACACUGUCCCCACAGUUCUUGUGUACCAAAGGCCUUUAGUUCUCAUGCACUAUGCACUCAGAAAAAUCCAGGCUUAUUUUUUUUACUGAUUUUUUAUUCUCCAGCUUUCAGUGCCAAAGAGGCCAUGCUGAUUUAGGUAGGUGGGCACUGCCCAGAAAAUAUAUUUCAAUAAAAGAGAGAAGCAA
Molecule: messenger RNA, 2537 nt
Organism: Lemur catta (Ring-tailed lemur)
Lineage: Eukaryota; Metazoa; Chordata; Mammalia; Primates; Lemuridae
Gene: SLC10A3
Product: solute carrier family 10 member 3
Exons: 2
Coding region: 882-2315 (477 amino acids)
Biological process (GO): bile acid and bile salt transport
Cellular component (GO): membrane
Molecular function (GO): bile acid:sodium symporter activity
Source: RefSeq, a predicted model, not a curated record